Molecule: messenger RNA, 2063 nt
Organism: Leucoraja erinaceus (little skate)
Lineage: Eukaryota; Metazoa; Chordata; Chondrichthyes; Rajiformes; Rajidae
Product: glycerol-3-phosphate dehydrogenase [NAD(+)], cytoplasmic-like
Biological process (GO): glycerol-3-phosphate catabolic process; carbohydrate metabolic process
Cellular component (GO): cytosol; glycerol-3-phosphate dehydrogenase (FAD) complex
Molecular function (GO): NAD binding; protein homodimerization activity; glycerol-3-phosphate dehydrogenase [NAD(P)+] activity
Source: RefSeq, a predicted model, not a curated record
AUCGGCAAACGAUUCCCCGUUUCGUAACAGGGAAAGCAGUUCGAGGCGAUGUUGGUUACCGGCACCAACUCGGAGACCACAGCAUUAUCCCCUCUUCUGGACAAUAAUCGUUCUGCAGCGUAAAAAAAGAUUCGCUGCAUGAUCGACAGAGACGUGAACCAAUUACGGAAAAGGCAGUAAGGAAGUUCCACCGGGUCCAGUCAACCUCGCAGUGUAGAACUAGAAACACUCCAAAGAUCAGCUGAAACGUAACCGCUGUGAACUUGCUCGCUACAUCACGGACCAUGUCUGACCGCAAGAAGGUGUGCAUCGUCGGAUCCGGCAACUGGGGCUCUGCUGUUGCUGCAAUAAUUGGCAGAAAUGUUGCAAAGUCAAAGCAAUUCGAUCCCAUUGUCAAAAUGUGGGUUUUCGAAGAACUAUUGAAUGGAAGAAAACUCACCGAAAUAAUAAACACAGACCACGAGAAUAUUAAGUACUUACCAGGUCACAAGCUGCCAGAGAAUGUGGUGGCUGUGCCAGAUAUUGUGGAAGCGUCAGACGGGGCAGAUGUAUUUGUCUUUGUUUUACCCCAUCAGUUUAUUGGAAAAAUUUGUGAUCAAUUAAAUAAUAAGCUGAAGCCAAGUACAAUUGGAAUCUCGCUGAUAAAGGGUAUUGACGAAGAUUCCUGUGGUCUUAAGUUCAUAUCACAUAUAAUUCAUGAGAAACUUGGUAUUGAAAUGUCUGUGCUGAUGGGUGCCAACAUUGCGAACGAAGUGGCAGAUGAGAAAUUCUGUGAGACAACAAUUGGAUCCAAAAAUCUAGAUCAUGGAAAGAUCUUUAAGGAGCUGAUGCAAACUCCAAAUUUCAGAAUUACUGUGGUAGAGGAAUGUGACACAGUGGAAAUAUGUGGUGCAUUGAAGAAUAUCGUGGCUGUGUGUGCUGGCUUCUGUGAUGGCCUUGGCUGUGGUGAUAACACUAAAGCUGCUGUCAUUCGUUUGGGAUUGAUGGAAAUGUUAGCCUUUGCCAAGUUAUUUUGUGCAGGGCCAGUUACAUCAUCAACCUUGCUGGAGAGUUGUGGAGUAGCAGAUGUUGUUACAUCUUCUUAUGGGGGACGCAACAGAAGAGUCGCAGAAGCCUUUGUGAAAACUGGAAAAUCUAUUGAGAUAUUGGAAAGCGAGAUGCUGAAUGGACAGAAAUUGCAAGGACCUCAGACUUCAGCAGCUGUUUAUAGAGUUCUCAAAAAGAAAAACUUGGUUGACCAGUUUCCACUCUUUGUUGCUGUUUUUCAAAUCUGUUAUGAAGGUAGGCCGGUCAGAGACUUCAUCACCUGCUUGCAGAACCACCCAGAACAUUUAUAACUGAGGACACCUGCAAGUCAAUGUAUAUUCAGUCAAUGUUUCACUUUCACAGGUAAUGAGAGCGUAGUGCUGGAUACUCCCUUUUAUAAUAAAAUAAGAUGCUUUUAUUGGUGAAAAGUAUCAUUGAAAAUUUAUAACCAUUUCUACGGUAAUUUUGCCUUUUUAACUCUUCAAAUGUAGCUUUUUGACAGCUUCAGAAAAUUAAUUCCAUCUCUAAAAUGCUAUUUUCAUUAACAUCUCUACCAAUAUAACCUAUUAGUGAAUUGCUACUGUUAGCUUUAGUGUAUAUUAUACCAAUGUAUAUACACUAUUGAUCAUGCAGGAAAUUGUAGUUAAUGAAGCAUUCCAGUCUUUUUCAUUUAGUUGGAUCUGCCUUGCAUUCAGAAAGGCAAUGACGUGGAAAAAACAUGAUGGCUCUCACAUGAUACAGACAGUGAAAAUGCAAAUUUCUCCACUCAAGAACAAUUUGUGUAAUUAUGGAGAAAACAAAAAUGUUGCGUUUGUUUUCACACCCAUGAAGCAGUGAUUUUUUUAAAACACACAAAUUACUGUAAUCACAUUUUUUAAGGAACUUGUUUUCAAUGUACAAAUCACUGCCUUUUAAAAAUAAGUUUGCUAAGUGUUUUCAUACAAAGCUCUAAUGGCGGGUGGACUGGGAAUCAAAUAUUAUCGCUUUAUAUUUUAUAUUAAUUCAAUUUAUGUGGAAUAAAAAUGUUCUUUACAGCA